Synchiropus splendidus (mandarinfish) is the source of this 4532-nucleotide messenger RNA. It is a transcript of the gene loxl4, whose product is annotated as lysyl oxidase-like 4. The transcript is spliced from 15 exons. Gene Ontology annotation, biological process: peptidyl-lysine oxidation. The coding region runs from base 331 to 2751 and encodes 806 amino acids. The record is from RefSeq and is a predicted model, not a curated record. Gene Ontology annotation, cellular component: membrane. Gene Ontology annotation, molecular function: copper ion binding; protein-lysine 6-oxidase activity. NCBI's taxonomy places the organism in Eukaryota, Metazoa, Chordata, Actinopteri, Syngnathiformes, Callionymidae.
ACAGGUGAAAGGAGUGCAUCGUCUCUCAAAUAAUGCCAUCAAAAUCUCAACGCUUCUGUUAAGAUGCCCGGCCAACUUCUGAGUAGCGUGCGGCAUCUCUCAUAAUUGCAGGCUCGGAUCUGUGUUGUAACAGUCCAAUAAAGCCAUGUUACAUAUGUGAGAGACAGCGGAGAAAGGGGGAGGGAGGAGGGAGGGAUGCAAGGCGAAGGAGGGAAGAAGAGAGCACUAACUAAGGAGGGCAUUUAGUAGACUCACGCCUUCACUCGGUCACUUUCUCUGACCAGCGACUUCCAGGACUGCAAACACCCGCUGCUUGCCAGCUCAACCAUUAUGGCCUACAACCCCCGCUUGAGCUGCGUCCUCCUCUUGUUGGUCUCCCUCCUCUGUCCUGCUCUUGGAGAACCUCAACGGACGACAGCAUCUCAACGCAGGUCAACACGCGCCCCGGCCGCCAAGGUGCGCUUGGCAGGAAGCUUUUCGCGUCAGCCGCACGAAGGCCGUGUGGAGGUGCUGCACAAUAACACCUGGGGGACGGUGUGUGACGAUGAAGUGGAUAUCAAACUGGCCAAUGUGGUGUGUCGAGAGCUGGGCUUCCAGGGAGGCAUAACGUGGGCACACAGCGCCAAGUAUGGAGAAGGAGAAGGUCCGAUAUGGAUGGACAAUGUGCGCUGUGACGGCACUGAGAAGUCUUUGAAAGACUGCAAGCACAACGGUUGGGGGGUCAAUGACUGCAAACACUCGGAAGAUUUGGGGGUGGUGUGCACAUCGGAGCGCAGGCUGGAUCAGUCGGCCAGUCGAGGCCACGCAACACUGAGAGCCAACGGCAGCCCUGCACCGCAGUGGCAGGGUGUUGUUGCCACCCGCAGACACCCGGGAUACGGCUAUCACGGAAACGCACACUCAUUCGAGAUCCCCACAAUGUACAGGCAUUACUACCCGGUCAACAGCAAAGUGAGAAUCGAAGAGGUCCGACUGCGGCCCAUCCUGAUGGCCACCAAAAAGAGGACCCUGAACACGGAAGGCGUGGUCGAAGUGAAGCACGCAGGGCGGUGGAGGCAGGUGUGCGACUUGGGUUGGAGUCUCAACAGCAGCAGAGUAGUGUGUGGGAUGCUGGGUUUUCCAGAGGCGACACAACACAACGUGAAGAUGUACAAGAAAAUAUGGGACACCAAGGUAGUAGAUCCAUCAACAAGGCUGAGUCUGAUGGCAAAGAAAAAGGGAUUCUGGGUAGAGAAAGUCAACUGCCUCGGCUCUGAAAACAGCCUCUCGGAAUGCCAAGCUCAGCUCUCAAUCCCCCGUAGCCCGGUGCCAUGUAAAAAUGGCAGGCAUGCCGUGGUCAAAUGUGUUCCGGGGCCUCAGUUUGCCAGGAUCUCCUCCGGGAGACCCCAAGCUCCUCAUCCAGUGGUGCCGGUGCGUCUGAAGGCCGGACCCAGGCUCGGUGAAGGCCGUGUGGAGGUGCUUCGUGAUGGAAAGUGGGGGACAAUCGUGGACCACUUGUGGGACAGACCUGCCGCCAGUGUGGUGUGCAGAGAGCUGGGGUUUGGAACAGCCAAGGAUGCCCUGCAGGGGGCCUUUUUUGGACAAGGCACAGGCCCAAUCCAUAUGAACACUGUCCAGUGUAUGGGCACCGAGCGCUCCAUCCUCGACUGCUACUACCAGGAGGUUCAACCGUGGACUUUCAAGCACAGCCAGGACGCCGGAGUGCGCUGCAAUGUACCGAAGACUGGCACUGAGCUCACGGUACGGUUGGCUGGCGGCAGAGUUCCAUCAGAAGGUCGUGUGGAGGUGCUGAUGGAGGUUGGGGGCCGUAAACGCUGGGGUUCUGUUUGUAGCGAGAACUGGGGUAUUAAUGAGGCCAUGGUCGUGUGCCGGCAACUUGGUUUCGGAUUUGCUGCCAGUGCACAUCAGGAGACCUGGUACUGGGCCGGUGAUCCAAAUGCCGCUGAUGUGCUGUUAAGUGGAACCCACUGUGUCGGCACUGAGCUUUCUAUUCAGCAGUGUCGCCGUAACAAUCACGUCCACUGUCCCCGAGGAGGCGGAACCAAGUCAGCUGGGGUCACUUGCUCAGACACUGCUCCUGACCUGGUCCUUGAUGCUCAGCUGGUUCAGGAGACAGCCUACUUGGAAGAUCGACCUCUUCACCUCUUGACAUGUGCCAAUGAGGAGAACUGUCUGUCCUCCUCUGCCGCAAGAAUGAACUGGCCCUAUGGACAUCGUCGGCUCCUGCGCUUCUCAUCUCGCAUCAUGAAUCUCGGCAAAUCCGAUUUCAGACCAAAAGCAACAAGGGAGAGCUGGACAUGGCACCAGUGUCACAGGCACUACCACAGCAUCGAGGUGUUCACGCACUACGACCUGCUGACUCUGAACGGCACGAGAGUGGCAGAGGGACAUAAGGCCAGCUUCUGUCUGGAGGACACUCACUGCCCCGACGGAGUCCAGAAGCGAUUCUCAUGCUACAACAUGGGGGACCAGGGCAUCUCUGUUGGCUGCUGGGACACUUACCGACACGACAUCGACUGUCAGUGGAUCGACGUUACCGACGUACGACCGGGGGACUACAUCUUUCAGGUGGAAGUCAAUCCUUCGAUGGACAUGGCUGAGUCUGACUUUAUGAACAACGUGAUGAGAUGUCGGUGCAAGUACGACGGCCACCGAGCGUACAUGUAUGGAUGUCAUGCAGGCGAUGCAUACAGUGCAGAGACGGAGGACCUGUUUGAGCACCAGGGUCAAAUCACCAACAACUUUGUGUAGCUGAUGCAUCAACGUGAGAAAUAAACUGUGCUGGCUGGGCUUCAUCUACCAGGGGCUCUCAUGUCGUCCAAACCUGCCUGCGCCUCAGAAGACUUAUACAUGAAAAGAGGACAACCUGUUUAAACAGUCAUCACUCCAGCAGAGACAAUUCUCAAGAGAGGAGCUGCUGGUGAAUAAUAAUUUGAGGGUGUGAUAUUGAGUGAAAUUCUUUUUGUGUGAAUGACAACUCUUCAUAUGUUUUUAGAAUAUAAAUUGGUUGAUAGUUUUUGUGUUUAAAACCCCCAAAUCAGUGCAUAUAACUGAGACGGAAAUAUGGUUGCUCAUUGGUUUUUGUCCUUCAGACUUUGAUUUAGAUGUUUCAUUGCUUUUGUUAUUUCUAAAUCAUGUUUUAUUUUGUUAAAAAAACCAUAAUGCUUCUCAUGAUAUUUCAACGAAUCAAAGCACUUUAUACAUAAAGGUCAGUAUUUUUAUACUUUUCAUUUCUUACCUUUUUUUGGAGCAUUUUACAAGAAUCACGAGACAGAUAUUGGGAUAAAAAAGCAAGUUUCCUGCUUUCAAAAAAAGUGUGCAGGCUCUCUACAAUGAUGUCACCAGCAAAAUAGCUGUAUUUAUCGAGUGUCACAAAUGAUUUGCGUCCCAUAUUUCCUUCAUAAAGCUGAAAUACAGAACUUUACAGAUCUGAAGCUACAUUUUACUACUACAGCUGCCUUCGUUUGUGGAGACCACAUGUCGGUCUUCGCAGCGAAAAACAUGUUUGUCUAUGAGAAAGAGAAAAAUAUAUAUUCACGCUGUCUAUUUUUAUAUGCCUGGCCUGCUAAAAUGACUGGAUGACUUUUUGCUGAAUAUGUAGCCCAUGACACACUGAUGUAACUGCGUAUGCUUUACAACAUGGAACUUGUGUUAAUCCUGUCUCUCACGCCAAUAAUGUGUUUGAUGUGUUGGGCUUAUUGUUGCAGUGGAGAAACCUGUAAAGACACUUUUCCAGUGGACAGAACUUUUACGAGACAUUGUGGGAAGCGACAUGAAGACAAAUGAUUUAAUAGAUGUAGCAGCAUGGUGUCCUGGCUGCGUGUCAUGGAAUUACAACUUCAGCAGUGACUUCACUUUAAACAACGCUUGCAUGUGUUCUGACUUGUUGAUGCCCGUGUUGACCUUCCACAACACUUGUUAUGUUACUGUAUGUGCUGUUUGUUAUGGCCAGUUUUGCUUUAUUUAAUUCUUAUUUAAAUAUGUAAAUGUGAGUAACAUGGUGCUUAUUAGACAACAGACUACAUCUCAUCAACCGUCAUCUAUGUAAAAGCUAUUGGAGUGAAUGUAGCUUUCAAGGCUGUCGAAGUGUGUUUGGGUUAGACAUGUGCUGAACUGAUUUCCUGGAGUCCAUCCACAACAACGUGCAAAACAAAGGUGUGCUCUCAGGGAAUUCACCAACGUGUUGUUUUUAUCUGUGACAUACAUUUCCUGAAACAAACUGUACUCUCAUUGUGGUUGUUUGUAAGGUUAGAAAAACAAAAUGAAGGGAGCUGGCUGUGUCCUCACGAAGGUUGGGAUGAUGUUGGACUGACUCUGGUGGAGUCAAAGUAAUUACGGUUUUAGAAACAUUCAUCACUCAUUCAUCAUUACUGUGAAUCAAUAAAACUUCAUCUCAUACUCAACUGUAGUUUGCAUCUGGCGUCUUUCUUAAAUGACCUGGUGCUCAAUCUUUCUUUUCAGAUCUCUUUGCUCAGGUGCUAAUAUAAAUAUGAAUUAUUCUUUUUUGACAUUCAGACUUUUUAACGCUGAGA